CCUCAAAGAAUUCGGGAAGCGUUGCCUUUCGUGAUUGACAAGUCCGACAACAAGCCUCCCUAUUUAUUUGAUCCAGUUAUAAUUUUUUUUUACCCAUUUGAGGAAUUUAUAUUAUAAUUUGAUAAAAAAAGAAAUAUUAAGACCAGAGACCCUCAGAUCUCUCAGCAGUCCAUCUCUCUCUCUCUCUCUCUUUGUGAGAUCUCUCUCGGUGCUCGGCAUGAGGUUCUCGGCCUUCUUCUUUGAUGGCGUCUCCCGGGCCUUCCACCAUCGCCCCAGCUUCUCCAAGCUCGUCGUCAUCUUGACCGCCAGUGGUGGAGGUCUUGUGGCGUAUGCCGACUCAAAAUCAGACCAUGCCAUUGAAUCAUCUCAAGUAGCACACAAGAAAAAAAAGGUGGUAGUUCUUGGUACUGGUUGGGCUGGCACAACGUUCUUGAAAAAUCUAGAUAGCUCAUUGUACGAUGUUCAAGUGAUAUCACCUCGUAACUACUUUGCAUUUACCCCUUUGCUACCUAGUAUCACAUGUGGAACAGUUGAACCACGCAGCAUUGUUGAGCCAAUUCGCAAGAUAAUAAAAAAGAAAGGAGGAGAUAUAAAAUUUUGGGAAGCUGAGUGUUUCAAAAUUGAUCCAACAAACAAAAAAGUCCAUUGUCGAUCUAAUAUUGGCACAAAUUUGGACGGAAAUGGUGAAUUUCUUCUUGAUUACGACUGUCUGGUGAUAGCGAUUGGAGCCAGGGCAAAUACAUUUAACACACCUGGUGUAGUGGAACAUUGUCACUUUCUGAAGGAAAUAGAGGAUGCUCAGAAAAUCCGUAGGAGUGUGAUGGACUGUUUUGAAAGGGCCAGUCUUCCAUACCUUGAUGAAGAAGAGAGGAAGAGGAUGCUUCAUUUUGUUAUUGUUGGUGGUGGUCCAACUGGUGUUGAAUUUGCUGCAGAGUUGCAUGAUUUUGUCUCCGAAGAUUUGUCUAAAUUAUACCCUACUGUUCGAGACCUGGUGAAGAUAUCAGUUAUCGAAGCUGGAGAGCAUAUCUUGACCAUGUUUGACAGAAGGAUCACUAAAUUUGCUGAAGAGAAAUUCCAAAGAGAAGGUAUUGCGGUGAAAACAGGAUUUAAGGUUGUGGAGGUGUCAGAUAAGGACAUUACAAUGACAAACGCAUCGACUGGAAAAAUGUCUGUACCAUAUGGAAUGGCUGUGUGGUCUACUGGUAUUGGGACACGCCCUGUCAUAAUGGAUUUUAUGAAACAAAUUGAUCAGGCUAACAGGCGUGUAUUAGCAACUGAUGAGUGGCUUAGAGUCCGUGGAUGUGAUGGUGUAUAUGCUCUUGGUGAUUGUGCCACCAUAAGUCAACGAAAAGUCAUGGAAGAUAUAUCAUUAAUCUUUAAGGUUGCAGACAAAGACCAUUCUGGAACUUUAACUGUGAAAGAAAUCCAAGAUGUUUUAGAUGAUAUUUGCAUAAGGUACCCACAGGUGGAACUCUAUUUGAAGAGCAAGCAAAUGAGUAACAUAGUUGAUUUAAUUAAGGAUUCCAAAGGUGAUGUGCAGAAGGAAUCUGUAGAACUGGACAUAGAAGAGUUCAAAAAAGCUCUUGCAAAUGUAGAUUCACAGGUCAAAAAUCUUCCAGCAACAGCUCAGGUUGCUGCACAGCAAGGUAAUUAUCUUGCUCGAUGUUUUAACAAAAUGAAGGACACUGAUGAGAAUCCUGAAGGUCCACUGCGCAUUAGAGAAUCAGGCCGUCAUCGCUUUCGUCCCUUCAGGGUGACACUGGGAAAUACAUUGGGUUAUUCAUCAUGAGAGUCAGAUGGGCCUCCAUCAACACCCCAUAUUGCUAGCAAUGUGUGACACUCUCUUUGCUUUUGUGGUUGGGGCUACAACAAACAAUGGGAUGUUCUACAUCCUCAUCAAUAUGAUGGGAGCCACUAAAGAUCCUCCUGCUGCCUAUCCAAGAAUCAUGUCUGAAGCAACAUAAAUAAACUUGUAGUUACCUGUUUUCCAAAUGCUCAGAAAAAAAUUAGACUAUGAUCUAAUGGUGUAUAUAAGAAAUAACAUAAAAGAAAGGACCUUGUUCUAUGUUCCCUCAUUGUGCUCUUGCAUUUACAUUUUAAAUCUGAUGGAGUUAUAAAACAAUGUAAAAUAUAGAUGUAAAAAAUGCUAGGAGUUGAAGGAAUUUUGCAAGUUGUGAGUAUAUCCACCACAUUUUGUUUUUAUUUAGAAACUAAAAAAGAACAAGGAAUCUUGAAGACUUCUUUCUCAAGUUCCCAAGUGCUUUAUUUAGUUUUAUUGGAGUCACACACACACACACACAGAGAGAGAGAGAGAGAGAGAGGUCCAUCAUCCAAUGCAUGUAUAUGUAGGAUUCUAUGAAAGGUAUAUGCUGUUGUUUUUCUUUUAAUGUAAAGCUGCUGCAUUUUCUCCCUUAUCAUGCUACAAAACUACCUAUAUUUUUCCUUUUCUAUGGGAUACAUUCUU
This is a messenger RNA of Elaeis guineensis (African oil palm), 2464 nucleotides long. The record is from RefSeq and is a predicted model, not a curated record. NCBI's taxonomy places the organism in Eukaryota, Viridiplantae, Streptophyta, Magnoliopsida, Arecales, Arecaceae.